This is a messenger RNA of Limanda limanda (common dab), 1011 nucleotides long. Its product is annotated as olfactory receptor 1M1-like. Gene Ontology annotation, molecular function: G protein-coupled receptor activity; olfactory receptor activity. The transcript has a single exon. Gene Ontology annotation, biological process: G protein-coupled receptor signaling pathway. NCBI's taxonomy places the organism in Eukaryota, Metazoa, Chordata, Actinopteri, Pleuronectiformes, Pleuronectidae. The record is from RefSeq and is a predicted model, not a curated record. The coding region runs from base 1 to 1011 and encodes 336 amino acids. Gene Ontology annotation, cellular component: membrane.
AUGUCUUUUCCCAGGACUGUUUUAAACGACUCUGUCAUCGUUCAUCCUCCGGGCUUUUACAUCAUAGGAUUUCAGUUGUAUCCCUCCAUCAGUGUCUACUUCAUCUUCCUGGCGUUUGUCUACGUGGUCACAGUUGUAUUCAACAGUUUGGUGAUCUACGUCAUUGUCUUUAACCACAGUUUGCACACGCCAAAGUUUCUGGCCGUGGUCAACCUGGCAGUGAUCGACGUGAUCCUGAACACGUGCACGAUUCCCAGCAUGCUAAAGAUAUUUCUGGUGAAGGACAAUUUCAUUCCCUUCAACUUGUGCUUGGUUCAAAUGUUUUUCUACUAUGCUUUUGGGACUCUAGAGUCGUGCGCUCUUGCUAUACUUGCCUACGACCGGUUGAUCGCGAUAUGUUUCCCCCUGCGUCACAAUUCCAUUAACACCCUGCAGAGCAUGUCUUGUAUUGUGGGCCUGGUGUGGUGCUUUGCUCUGGGAAUCUCUGCGUUUUCUGUGGCUAUAAUGAAUCGACUGUCUUUCUGCAACUCUGUCAGAGUUCUCAGCUACUUCUGUGACUAUGCACCUGUGUUCCGACUCGCCUGUAAUGACUACACCUUGCACUGGUCUGUGGCCUCUAUGUUCACUUCCCUGGUCCUCGUUGGACCCUUCACUUUCAUCCUUCUGUCUUAUCUCAGCAUCCUAGUGACAGUGUUGAGGAUGAAAUCACUGGACAGUCGGGUCAAAGCUUUGGCCACGUGUGUCGAGCACCUGAUCCUCGUCGCUGUGUUUUACAUUCCUCUCAUCACCAUUUUCACCGUAGGGUUUUACCUGCGAAUCAUCGACGCGGACCAGCGAGUGCUGAGCCUGUCCCUGGCCUCUUGUCUUCCACCCUGCGUGAAUCCUAUUGUGUAUUCCCUGAAAACCAAAGAGAUCAAAACCAGAGCGCUGGCGCUGGUGAGAAAAUAUAGGUUUGGGGCAGACCGUUUUAAGAGCAAAUCUCGGAGGGUUCUUCCAGUGAAAAAAAAGUGA